Homalodisca vitripennis (glassy-winged sharpshooter) is the source of this 5498-nucleotide messenger RNA. Its product is annotated as fukutin-related protein. Gene Ontology annotation, biological process: protein O-linked glycosylation via mannose. Gene Ontology annotation, cellular component: Golgi apparatus. The record is from RefSeq and is a predicted model, not a curated record. NCBI's taxonomy places the organism in Eukaryota, Metazoa, Arthropoda, Insecta, Hemiptera, Cicadellidae. The coding region runs from base 257 to 1807 and encodes 516 amino acids. The transcript has 3 exons.
GUUUGGUUUGAAUAGUGACAUUGACAAGUAACAACAACAUGAAGAUGAAUGUUGGUUAGGAUGAAGCUGGUCUUGUAGGCGUUCAGUGUUUAACAAGAUUAUUAAGUUUUUCGUCAUUAAAUUAAAUAUGACAUUCUGGGAAGUAAUUACCAUAAUGCAUGUUAGCACAUUUGCCUUUACUUACAACUUCUCAUAAUGCUCCCCGAACGAUAUAGUCAUGCAAGUAUAAAUACAAAAAUUAAAACGUUUUAAAACUAUGCGCAUUAGGAUAGCAAAAUUCAUUACAGUUUUUGUAAUCCUAUUAAACUUUAUUGCAGUAUAUUUUAUAUGGAAAUUAUUGUCGUCUCAUAGUAAAAUAAAAGUCAGUGAUACUGUUGUAACACCUAGCCCAAUUUUUAACGAGUCUCUUGGAGUCAAGAAGACAAGUAAAUAUCAAAAUGAGGUUACUUUUAUAAUUCGGGCAUUUGAACACUUCGAUCAUGAUAUUGUUGAUACGGUUAGGUCAGUUUUAAAUAUUUAUCCUAAUGCGACAGUCUUAAUAGUUGCAGAUACCCCAGUAUAUCCACCUAUUGUAUUUAAUACGACUAAUUUUGUUAAAUUUGUUAACCUCAAAAUCAGAUUAACAAAUACUUUUAAAGAUAGGACCCCUAACUUACUAAUAAAGAACAAAUAUGUUUUCUUCAUACCUGACUCAACAAGGAUCAACUCCAAAAAAUUGCUUGAAAAAUUAAUAAAUCUAUCAACAAAAGAACCUGACAAAAUUAUUGCAGUUCCCUACAAAGGAACUAAAGAAGUGAAAUGUCUAAGUCUACAUCUAAACAUAAGAGAAUGGCUAAUCAGGUUUGACGAACCAUCCCCAACAAGAGAGUGUGACUCUAUAAAAGGAAAACAUGCGUUAUUUAUCAACACUCAAGUUCUCUUUAAAAUGCCGGACCCUUUCAUGCUGCCGUUUCCUGAUGCUUUGUACAUCCAGUCUGCAUCGAAAUACAUCAAGGUGACUUUGGCCGAUGACGUGGUGCUGAACAACGGUAGAGAGCUAUUCAAGAGUCGUCACAACCAGUGGAAAAUGCAGCAACUGGAGAGAGAGAGGCAGAGGUCCAUGUAUAACAGUCUGGAAUUGAAAAAAGUAAUUAAAGAAAACGGCGUUAUCGAGUGGUAUGGAUGCAGGAGAGAUACACAACGUUGUUUUGGUUCGAUAGUUGAUGAAACACCUGAUUAUCUGUGGGAAGGAAAAUGGACACCUCCUUGCUGUUUAGCUGGACUGCGGCAGACUGCCCGCCACGUGUUGGAGCAGCUGGAGGAGGCCCGAGUCCGCUACUGGCUAGAGGGCGGGAGCCUGCUGGGUGCGAUGCGAGGCGGGGACAUCCUACCGUGGGACUACGAUAUCGAUAUCGGCAUUUACCGGGAAGAUAUCACGAGAUGUACGUGGCUGUUGCGUGCUACCGACAAGCCCAUCACAGAUCCGCAGGGCUUCGUGUGGGAGAAAGCUGUUGAGGGUGACUUCUACCGGGUACAGUUCAGUCAGAUCAAUAGACUACACGUAGACAUAUUUCCAUUCUACUCUCGGAACGGUACGAUGACCAAGGAUACAUGGUUCAAGACACAUCCACAAGACAGGGAGUUUCCUGAAUACUAUUUAAAACCACUUUCAACUAUAGAUUUCAUCGGCCGAACAGUUUCGGCUCCAAACAAUAUACACGAUUUUCUGGAAUUCAAGUUCGGAGAAGGUGCCAUAGAAAAUCCAGAAUACCCAAAUCCAUAUAAAAUGGCUAUCCAUGGACUAUCCAGGGGUCCCGUCGGCAGCUAAUGGAUCAGCUCUAUUUGCAUGUUGAAAUAAUAUGCAGUGGAACCUUAAUGGCUCACCUCAAAAGCCAGAAUUUUUAUAAAUCCCUAAAGAAUUUUCUUAAGGCUGAAUAUAAAAUAGCUACACAACCUUACAGUGGGUAGUAACCCCAAUAAGACAAAUUUUAUAUCAUCUGAGACAGAAAUAGCAAACCUCUGUAAUUCAAAUAUUUAUAGUAUUAGACAUUUAUAACUCUAAAUUAACCUUGGUGAGGUGAAUUUCCCACAUCAAUAUCCCCAAAGUAAACAAUGAUCCAGCAAUAUAUUGUAGUGAGAUCUCACUAUAUCUUGUAGUAUAGUGAGACUGUACAUGUAUGUCAGAUAUAACAUUGGGACAACAUAGUACAUACAAGGGUCAUUCAAUAAUUAAAGAGACAAAUAGGUCUAGAGAGGAAACAAUUUAUUUUUACAAAACAACACUUUUACUACUUUUCAACAUACUCUUCUUGAACAUUUAUGCACUUGUUCCAACAGACCACAAGCUUUUUUAUACCAGCUGCAAAGAACUAUUUAUCUUGGUGUUUGAGCCAAUUUUCCACAAAGUUCUUGACAUCCUCGUUAUCCUAGAACCUCUUUCCACGUAAUGCCUCCUUCAGCAGACCAAACAAGCGGAAAUCACUUGGUGCUAAAUCAGGACUGUAAGGGGGAUGAGGCAGUACUUCCCAGACCAUUUUGUUAAUAUUUCUCAGGUUAGUUGAGCAGUAUGAGGACGUGCAUUAUCUUGUUGGAGAAUCACACACAUCUUUGAGAUCCACGACGUUUCUCUCUCAUUGCUGGCUUCACUUUGUUCAAAAGCAUAUCCAAGUAGUAUUGGCUGUUAAUUGUACGCUACUCUUCAAGAUAAUUUUUUAAAAAACUGGAUCUUCAGCAUCCCAAAACACUGUCAACAUGACUUUUCCUGCUGAUGCUUGGGUUUUGAAAUUUUUUUCUGAAAGGUGAGCUGGUGUGCUUCCAUUCCGUGCUUUGCCUUUUUGAUUCUGGUUCAUAAUAGUGAACCCAAGUUUCAUCACCUGUUAAAAUUUUGUUAAGGAAUUGCUCACCUUCUCUUUCAUAACGUUCCUGUAGCUCUGUGCACACUCUCAACCUUGUUUCCUUGUGUAGCCGUGUCAACUCCUUUGGGACCCAUCUUCCACAUGUUUUGUGGUAUUUCAACUUGUUUUUAAUAAUGUUAUGAACUGUACCCCUCACAUGAACUUUUUAAACUAUAAUUUCCACAGUGACUCGGUGGUCAGCACGAAUUACGUCAUCAAUUCAACUUUCCAAUGAGGGAGUUGAAACUUCAACUGGUCGGCCAGGACGGUGUUCGUCAGUUAUAAAAUCAGCUGAUCAGGGCUAUCCCAGUGAUGCCAACUUAAAGCUAUAAAAUUAACAAAAUUACUGUACCAACGGUUUUCUCCCAAGACCUGUUUGUCUCUUUAAUUAUUGAAUGACCCUCGUACUUUAAAGUCCAUUGUCAGUUCCAUGUAUGAAACAAAGCUGAUAAUGUCUAGGGAAGAAAGGCUAGACAAACCACAAUAUCAUUGUUUUGCCGACUUUAUCUCAUUGUAGUGAAUCUCACAAACACAUUUUUUACAUGAGCCUACUCAGAUCGUAGACUUAUUAAAUUCUAAAAUAAUAAUAAUAUUGCACUCUUUACCCAAACCUAGACAUAGAAUAUAGUAAAACAUGGCGUCAGACAAAUUUUCUCUACUAUAAUUGAAGAUUACAAUAGUGUCGACAACACAGUUAUGGUGGGAAGGUUUCAUUCAGUGGUAUUGUUGAGUUAGCUCCAUUUCACCUUGUUCUCAGUGCAGUGUCUGAAAUCUGACUCAGAGUCCUUUACUCUGGAGUUCUCGUCCGUCUAUAGAGAUCCAAAAAAAGUUGGCUGUAAAUGGUAUGUUUUAAACGUCUAAUGAAUUUAAACUCAAUAUUUGCAUUAAAUGAGUGUUAAUGUUUUUCAGUUAUUUUGUAGUAUUGUAUUAAAUAACAAUACAUCUAAAUCAACAAAUUUCAAAUAAAAUCAUCUCUGUUAAAGUUUUAGAAGGAUAAUAAUAAGUGUUAUUCUUUUCAAGUACAUACAUCUGAUACACAUAAAUAAUAAAUAUACAUUUCCUAAACAUCUACUUGAUAAUGGGUACUUGAUGGUUGUCAGGUUUUUAGGAUUAACUAUUUAAACAAGGUAUUUUUACACUAUCUAACUUAUUUCACUGUGUAUAGAAUGUACAAAGAGAUUGAUUGAUUCAUAUUUCUUAUUGCUCCUGACUCAAAAUUAGUUCAAAAAACAUAAUAUUGGAGUAUUUGUUUAUAAAUUAUAAAGCCUGUGUAUUUAUAUUAAUAAAUAUACCUCUGUGUGUAUAUUUAAUAUUUGUAAGGGUGUUCUUUUCAAAUCAGAUCACGGAUGUUACACUUUGAAUUGAUAAUGAUAGAUUUAAGUCUUGUUGUUACACUUGAUGGAAAUUCAGUUAUUAUUUAUGGUGCUCCAUUGUCAACAUAGUCUCGUAAUCUACAUGUAACCUUACACACUGUAAGACUCCUACUUCUCAACAGCUGAUUGUACCUGUGACAUAAACUCCUGUAGCUUCCACUAGAGAAUUCAAAUUCUCUAUGAAUUAUCGUGAUCCGUUUGAUAUUUUUGUGUCUAUAUGUCGAUAGAAGAAAUAUCAAGGUUAACAAUAAGAUGUUUUCUGUAAAUAGUUUUAAAAAUUAGGAAUGUUCAGUACAAUAAUAUGAUAUUUUAUUUUUAGGUUCCUUUGAUAAUGUGCCAACUAAUAUAGUGUAAUAGAACCAAGAUAGUAUUUGUGUAACGUAAUAAUAAUAUUUUGCAUCUUUAAGGUGUCUUUUUAGCUGUUACCGAACUACAAAUUGUAUGUUUGUAAGUUUAUGUGAUAGUGAAUGUUAUACUCAUAUACAUGUAAGAUAUUAUAUUGUGUAUGUUUAUUUUAAAGCCAUGUGUUAAUAUAAUUUUCAAACAGAUCGAAAUCUUUAAAAAAACUUUAUUUUUAAUACUAAAACAUUGAUUAGUUUGUAUAAAGCUGUGAUAACAUCUGUUUGUACAACAUAAAACUUCAGCUGUCUCAUUAGAUAUUACUAGUGGCAUCUAAAUAUGUGUGAAUUCAAAUGUUGUUGUUGUUGUUGUUGUUGUUGUACAAUAUUUUUCACAUUUACUCAUCAACAUAUGUUGUAUGUGUGUAUGUAUAUUUAUUUGUCUAUAUAUGACAUGUUACCCAUGUAACAUCAUGAUGAUUGGUACCAUACAAAUUUGAAGAUAUAAUAUAGUAUUCAUUGAUCGAUUUGAAGGUUCAAUUUAAAAUAGUCAUUCUUGAAAGCUGUGGUGAUUUGAAAUUGUUGCCAAUUACUUAGUUUAAAUAUUUCCCAACUAAUAAUUUUAGAAAAUUAUUUGGUUCUCUAAAUGUUAUACAAAACUUGCUGUAUGUUUAACAGUUACUUAGGUAUAUAGGAACCAGUUCCCUUAUUUUGUGUGUUGUAAGUUUUGUGAAUUUUAUUGUUCAGCAUUAUUUUGGGUGAAAAUAUGAUCAAAUAUGUGAUACCCCUUGGACAUAUUCAUCCACCAUUGUAUGUGUUUCCGAGCAUAUUAUCUGAUACCAAACAAACACCGAAAUAUUGAUGAAAUUUACCUUGUUUAUCUAUUUCCCAAAUACAUUCAUUUCAUUUCUGAA